Molecule: messenger RNA, 1656 nt
Organism: Rotaria socialis
Lineage: Eukaryota; Metazoa; Rotifera; Eurotatoria; Philodinida; Philodinidae
Source: the annotation of a GenBank genome assembly
AUGGCGGAUAUAGGUGCUUAUACUAUAGGAACUAUCUUAAGUCUCCAAACAUUGUGUACUUGUGUUAUUUCAACUAUUGGACAAUAUUUUUAUAUUUAUUAUCUCGGAAUCUAUACACCACCAUCGAAUAGUACCUACAAUUGGUCGACAAUCAGUCCAAGUUCUUCGUCGAAUUUUCUAAAAAAAUUCAACGAAGAAACUAAACAAUGUAUUGAUAGUGACGUUUCGUUCGAUAAUGAUGCACAAGUAUGGGCUCAAGAAAAAUCUGCUGAUUUAUUUUUCUGGACAAGCCUAGUCAAUAGUUGUCCGUUGAUCAUUAUGACUUAUAUACUUGGUUUAUAUACACCAAAAUUAGGUAAACGUUUUGUUCUUCUUUUGCCAAUGAUUGGCAUAUUGGCUCAAUUUACUAUUUGGUUAGCUAUUAUUUAUUUUCAUUUACCUGAUUAUUGGUGGUAUAUAGCUGCAGGCAUUGUAGGUGCCUCAGGUUCUACGGGUAUUCUAAGCUUUGUAUUAACAUUAAUCAUUACAGAUAAUACACACGAAAACGAUUUAUCAUCACGUUGUGUGUAUCUUGGUGCAUUACAAACAGGCGUAUCAGCUAUUGGAAUAUUUGCUAUUGGUUAUUAUAUAGAUUGGCGUGGGUUUACUGAUCUAUGUUGGAUUGGUUUGGGACUAGAAGUUCUAUCAAUUUUCGUUGUUCUUUUUGCCUUUAAAAAAUCAAAUUCGAAUCUGAAUGAACGCACACCUUUAUUAAAUUCUCCAAAUGAAAAUGAUUUCAAAGAAUUAUCACCGAAUACCUGUAGUCAUUUUUUUCAAGCCUGUACAGUAUUUCACUUUAGCCGUCGAGAUUCAAAGAAAUCUACGAGUCUUCUAUUAACAUUAAUAUCGAAUAUGUUUUAUACGUUGGCAUCAACAACAUUUGCACCCUUUGUAUGGUUUCUACUCAAUGCGCCCUUUUGUUGGUCAUCACAAAAUAUUGGAAAUUACUCAGCAUUUGCAGCUAUUUCUUAUGCUAUAUUAAGUGUACUUGGUAUGCAAGCAUUGACACAGGCUGGUGCAAGUGAUGCUGUUAUUUGUUUAAUAAGUCAUAUGUUCUUUUUGGCAUCAAAUCUAUGGUUAGCAUUUGCAAGUAGUGCUUGGGAAUUAUAUGCUGGCUUAUUAGUGAGCGCAUUUUCAGGCUAUCAAGGUUCAUUAACAAUGUCAAUGAUGGCAAAAUGGUUAGCACCACAUGAGCGUCCGCACGCAUUUACCUUGGUUACAGAAAUCAAUACAAUUAUGACAACAUUCGGAACGACAUUUUUCACUUGGAUUUAUGCACGUACAGUGGCGAAUUAUCGAAAUUUAACAUUCUUGAUUGGCGCUGGACUUUGUAUUAUUCCUACUAUUUUAAACUUAUGUCUGGCGCUGUUAACGCGAAAAAUGUCCGAUGAAGAAUUGCCACCAUUGUCUGAAAACGAAGUAGAACCAGCACCACUACGUUUACCAAAUAAUGGACCACCGCAUGCUGGUGAUGCGACUUGUAUUGUUAUUCCAUCUCGAUCUUUGACUUCUUCGAUGCGUACGCCAGUUUUGGAUAGAUCUCGACAUAAUUCGAUUGAUGAAAAUGAACCGGAAGAAGUGAUAAAUUCUUCUACCGAUGAUCUAAUUACUUUUUGA